Molecule: messenger RNA, 1392 nt
Organism: Fusarium venenatum
Lineage: Eukaryota; Fungi; Ascomycota; Sordariomycetes; Hypocreales; Nectriaceae
Source: RefSeq, a predicted model, not a curated record
AUGUCAAAUUUCAAUGUUAUAAUUGUCGGCGGUGGACUUGCAGGGCCGCUUCUGGCUAGCGGGUUGCUCCAAAAAGGUAUCAAGGUCGACGUCUAUGAGAGGCUCGAGGAGAAUGCAAAGCGCGAUGGAUACAACAUCCGAGUUGCGCAACCCUGUUUACAAGCUUUCGAAGAAUGUCUCGAUGCCAAGGCAAUUGAUCAGAUCAAACAAAGAAUGGGACGGUUCGAAGAUAACCAAGAGACUACGCCAAUCUGGUACGACUACAGGAUGAAACCAUUGCUCAACAUGUCACGGAUCAGCACAAAAUAUCACGAUUCAGCACCCAUGGACCGCGUAGUGCUCCGCAAUACAAUCAUCCAAAAACCACUCAGUCAAGGGAUUAUGCAUCAUGGAAAGGCAUUUUCCAGGUAUGAAAUUGUCAAGACAAAUAGUGGACAAGAGAAAGUUCGAGUUUGGUUCCAGGAUGACACCUCGGUAGACGGUGACAUCUUGAUAGCAGCGGAUGGCAGUCAUUCCACAAUCAACAAACAAGUCGGCUUAAAUCAUAUUCAGCAGUUGGACGCCAUCUCCUUCAUCGCCAAAGUCAAGUUGUCGAAAGAAAUGUUGGACAAGCUCCCAAAGCGUUGCCUCGUUUCCCCAAUCAUCACUUUCUCCCACCGCAAGACAUAUUUUGCUAUAGGCAACUUAUACAUCUCCGCCUUAACAAUUACUGACCAUAUCGAAGCCUAUCUCCCUGGAGCCCGUCAAGAAAAGGUUGAUCAAAAGAAGGGCAAGGAAGGUUUAGAUUUUGACAACCAGACUGCUUCUUUUACCUUUAACAUGUCGCUACCAACAGCUGACUGCCCUCCUGAUAUCGAGGAGCGAGACACAGACCAGAUAUGGCAAUUUCUCUCAGAAUCUAUCCCUGCUUGGCAUCAAGAUUUUCGGCAAAUCAUCGACGUAGUAAGAGGAGAGGACAUUCACACAUUCCGGCCUCAGGCUACUGUGAGGCCAUCCCUUGACUGGCGCAAGAAUGUCCGAUCGGCUAAGGAACCCCUUCCUGGACACCCACGAGUUUGGCUCAUGGGUGACGCCAUGCAUGCCAUGAUGCCCAAUCGUGGUAUGGGCGGAAACCAAGCUAUGCUUGACGCCAAGGUUAUUCUGCCCUUCCUCGAGCGACUCAACCACCUUGCAAAGACAACGGGUGCUGUUUCCGAAGAGGCUAUUGGAGCAGCAUGCGCCGAGUACGAGCGGGAAAUGAUACCUCGCGCCUUUGAAUGGGUCGAGUCGAGCGGAGGCACCAAACCCAUCCCAUUUGAUACCAAUUCAUUCUUUGGCUGGAUAUCGGUAUGGUGCCUCAUUUUCGGCUUUCAAAUUAAAGACAUGUUGAACGCGCUGUUUGGAAAGUCUUGA